AUGAUCACACCUACCUUCACGAUCGAACAGGAGGAUGAUUAUCUCAUCAUAACCAUUCGCGCACCGUUUGCAAAAAUCAAGGAAACAGAAAUUGAGUACUCGGAAGACUUAUUUGUGUUUGCUUCCCAACCUUACUUCCUUAGAAUCCAUCUACCGCGACAUGUCAUUUACAACGAGACUGGAACGGCCAAGUAUGAUGCUGAUUCUGGCACUUUCACCGUACAAGUUCCAAAAUUGAAUAAAGGGGAACACUUCCCAGAUCUCAAUAUGAUCACGCAAUUGUUACGCCCACAAGAGACGAAAGUCUCUGCAAAGAGGCUAGUUGAAGAAAUCGGAAGUGAUGAAGAAGUCAUUGAUGAAGAAGAUGAAUACUAUUUGGAACAAAACCCUGAGGAAAUUUCCACAAAAUUGGCAGAAGAGCAAUCUAAUCCAUGUGGAUAUGGCUUUGCAUGGAGACGCACAGAAGUUUUAGAGAAACUAAAAGAGUCGAUUGGUAAUUUACUUGAUGGUGAACCUGAAUUCGUGCCGUUCAUUCAAAGAUCUAGUAGAUUGUAUGAAUAUGACAGAGAGCAUUUCGAGGCUGGGCAUUAUUUAGCUGAUACUUUCGAACCAUCUGAAGAGUUGACUGAAAUAAUUUCAUCGAAAUUCGCAGCAGACUUAAGCUUGAAUGAUAAAGAUCUUGAGCGUCUGAAAGAUUUGCCAAAAAGAAAAUUGCCUAAAAUAAAUGCUAAUGAGCAAAAUGCUGUUUUGCGGAGUCUGAUAGAUAUUGCUUUUGCUUGGUCAUAUGAUCAGAGAAUCAAUGACUGGGAAGAGUCUUGCGAGUCCGGAUGGACCAUUAGCAAACUUGCUCCAUCUCUUUCCUAUUUGAUGUAUUGGCAUAACUCGAAAGAGGCUGUUAUUGGAUCUAUUAGACGUUCUUUAUGUUAUCCAUUAUACAGGAAUUUCGAUCUUUCAUAUCGUGUUUUGCAAGAUGUGAAGCAUAUUUUUUCGCAAGGAAAAACAGCUCUGGUUCAUGUUCUUUGCUCAGUAAUAGGAAUUUUAUAUAGUUCCAGUGAGUUCAGAUACUUGUUCAAUGAACUACUGCUUGUUGAUCUGUGUAUAUGGUUGCAAUCCAUUACGGAAGAAAAAAUCAAAUGUUUAUCAGAUGAGAUAGGAUCGAUAGAGAUCAAUAAAGACAGUAUAAGUUUGGAUUUGGGCUUAUUGGAAACUGAUGCGAAACUGGGAAAUAUAGUGAUUGAGGAGGUUGAUAGUGAUGAUGAAGCUGUAUAA
This is a messenger RNA of Auanema sp. JU1783, 1269 nucleotides long. Lineage: Eukaryota; Metazoa; Nematoda; Chromadorea; Rhabditida; Rhabditidae. The record is from the annotation of a GenBank genome assembly.